GAAAAGCCUAUAAGACCGAAAUUGUUUCCUAUAAGAAGAAUCCGCGGGAAAUGUCGACUUUAGCAGCUUUAAAUCCUUCAACAAUUCGGUUGUUAGGGGGCACCCAAGUGAUCACUUCAGUAUUUAGUGUUGUAAAAGAGUUGAUAGAAAAUGCACUAGAUGCUGGUGCAUCAACAAUUGAUAUUAGACUGGAAAAUUAUGGAUUGGAUAAAGUUGAAGUGAGGGAUAAUGGAAUUGGUAUACCCAACCAGAAUGUCCCGUUUGUUGCAAAGAGAUACCAUACAUCAAAAAUAGAAUCUUUCAGUGACAUUCAACAUUUAGAAACAUAUGGGUUCAGAGGAGAGGCUUUGGGUUCAUUGUGUACAGUAUCAACAUUGUCGAUUACAACCAAGACUGGUGAAGAUGAGGUCAGUUUAUCAUAUGCCUUCAACAAUCAGGGGCAGAUAAUAUCGUCACAUCCUUCUCAUUUAACACAAGGAACGACAGUAACAGCUACUGGUCUCUUCAAAAACAUUCCAGUGAGGAGACAGUUCUAUAAUACAAAUAAGAAGAAGAAAGAAGAAAUUAAAAGAAUUGAAGAUUUGCUCAUAGCUUUCAGUAUAAUACUUCCUAAAGUGCGCUUCACUUUGAACCAUGACAAGGAAAGAGUAUUUCAAAAAAAUGGAUGCCCUGAUGUACGAACAGCAAUGCUUAGCAUUCUAGGAAGAAAUGUUCUGAAUUGCUUAGUUCAAAAGACAGUACAGUUAGAAGACUCAAAGAUAACAAUAGACCUGUUUUUACCUAAUCCAGCUAGUGAUGUAUUGACUACGAGUAAGUCUGAUAACUCCAGAUGUAUUUGUGCUAUCAAUAGGAGACCAGUUAAUUUGAAAGAUAUGGAAAAGCUGAUUAGGCAGCACUAUGUUUCACACAAGAAGACAGAUGGCCACCGUCAUCCUAUUUACUUCUUAUCUGUUACCCUGGCAACUGAUCAGAUUGAUGUUAAUGUUGAUCCUAACAAGACAAUAGUCCUACUUCACCAAAAGGCAGAAAUAACAAAAGGGUUGAUAUCUGUAUUGGAAGAACUAUAUGGUAGCAUUUCUAAAUCUAAUGAUGACACAGUAACAAACCAUGACAAUUCUUAUACUGACAGUAAUAAAGGAGAUAUGUCAUCAGAUUUUGAUGAUUCAGUUGUUGUUAUUCCGGUUUUUAGUAAACAACCAAAUAUUCCUGUUGUCAAAAUUUCCACAAAUAAUAAGAAUAUCGUAAUAACAAAACAUAACAAACCAGAACCCAUUGCUGAGAAACUUGACCAAGGGAUAGAAGAUUUUGUAUCAAACAAAAUUUAUAAUGGUGAUUUAGAAAAAGAGGAAAAUAUUUCAUUAACUCAAUUAGGCAAACCAGUUUUCCAGGUAGUUGAGGAGUUUUUAGACGACUGGAUUAAUGAAAAGAAUGACAAUGUCAAUUUAACUAAAUCAAGACAAAUUGAAAAAGAUGUAGCCGACAAUGAAAAUAUACAAAACAAUAUUAUUCAGAAUAUUGAGAAAGGGCAGGACCCUUGUACCUCAGAUAAAAAUAUAGAUAAUUUAAGUGUCAAUCAGAUUUCCAGUAACAUUCACUUUGAGUCUAAUCCUAAGCUAUGUGAUAUAUAUAGUGAUAUAGUAUCAACAUGGAAAGAUUCCCCUUCAGAAGAUGGACCAGAAAUACAAGUUGAACUUCCUGAAGCCCAAAGUGAAUCUACAUGCUUAUUGGAGAACCAAAACUGUUGUCAAAAGGGUCAGAAUGAAGGCAUAGAAGUUGAUGUUGUUUCUAAUGAAAUUAAUGAUGAAAAAGUUUGUCAAACAAAAGGAAACGAAGCAGUAUUAGGUAGUGCUGACAUGUCUAGUAGAGAAAAGUCAUUAACCAAUGAGAAAUCAGGUAGUGCUGACAUGUCUAGUAGAGAAAAGUCAUUAACCAAUGAGACAUCAGCUCGUGCUGACAUGUGGGGUCGUGGAAAGUCAUUAACCAAUGAGAAAUCAGAUAAUGCUGACAUGUGGAGUAGUGGAAAGUCAUUAACCAAUGAUAUAACAGAUAGUGCUGACAUGUGGGGUCGUGGAAAGUCAUUAACCAAUGAUAUAACAGACAGUGCUGACAUGUGGGGUCGUGGAAAGUCAUUAACCAAUGAUAUAACAGACAGUGCUGACAUGUGGGGUCGUGGAAAGUCAUUAACCAAUGAGACGUCAGGUAGUGCUGACAUGUGGAGUAGAGGAAAAUCAUUAACAAAUGAUACAACAGACAUUCAGCCAGUUACCAUAUUACAAGGUAAAAGAUUGAUGUCUUUGUCAGUUUGUGAUGAGGGUCCUCCAUUGAAGAAAAGACUAGUGAUACCACAGGAGGAAGGGCAAAGAAGAUUAUCAGACAUAGUAUCCAGUCAGCCUGUUAAGCAUCCCCAGACAGCAUUCAUACUGUAUUGUAAAGACCACAGAAGUCGAGUCAUUGCUGAGAAUCCUUUGGCAGAUUAUGACAAGGUUACCAGAAUACUGGAAAACAGAUGGGAAGAUUUAACUGAUGAAGACAAGGAUAAAUACUUCCAAAAAACAUCACCUGUUAAAACAAAGAUUAAAAAAACCAGUAUUGGAUCUGAGAAGAAGGAAAGAAAACUUUGUAGUAAAAUGAAGCAACAAAAUAAGUCAUCAAAGUCAUGGACAACUAUAAAGGACCAGUUAAUGAAACAGAAGAUAUCAUCAGCUUUACAGAAAACAAAGAAUGUUUUAUUUAGUCUACCGGAUCUCAAGACAGUCUUCUCACAGAAAAUGUUUGCAAGCCAGUCACAGAAUUCAUCACAUAUUAAUCUGAUUGGACCCUUGAAGACUUGUGGUGUCUGGAUUGGUUGCCAUAGCAAUUGUCUCAAGGUCAUCAAUCCACAUCGUAUACAGGAGACAGUCCUGUAUCACAAUUUGAUGGCAAACCAUGUCGUACAGAGUGAAAAAUUAGAAGCACCAAUGCAGCUAACUAAAAGUAAUUUAGGAGAUACAUUAUGGACAACUUUAACAUCACUUGCAGAUCAGAUGUGUAGCAGUGGUAUAUAUAAUGUUAUACAGGAUAAACGCUUAACAGCAAAUGGCAUUGUAGUCACUUUCCACAAAGAGUUGGGAGAGUUUACAGCUAAGAUAACAGAACUGUGUAGAUGCAUUCCAGUGUAUGGUUUAGCUGACCUGAAAGAAGUAUUACAGCUUAUAUCUACAACAAAAGCAAUCACUGUUGCUGAAGCAAGACCUCUCAAAGUGCUUAACUACUUACAGGGAGAAGCUGUUCGAAUGGCAAGACAAUUACCACGACAACAAUCCAGAGAAGAUAUGAUUGAUAUACUUAUUCAGAAAGAGACUAUGUUACCAUUCAAAUGUGAAAACUGUUUGCAUAACAAACCAUUUUAUCAUGCUGUGUAUUCACUAGAUGAUAUACCUCUGUCACAAUCUCAGGCACAAUAAAAUUUUAAUCUCUA
Mytilus trossulus (common blue mussel) is the source of this 3457-nucleotide messenger RNA. Its product is annotated as PMS1 protein homolog 1-like. Bases 51 to 3443 code for a protein of 1130 amino acids. Lineage: Eukaryota; Metazoa; Mollusca; Bivalvia; Mytilida; Mytilidae. Gene Ontology annotation, cellular component: MutLalpha complex. Gene Ontology annotation, biological process: mismatch repair. The transcript has 16 exons. Gene Ontology annotation, molecular function: ATP hydrolysis activity; ATP-dependent DNA damage sensor activity; ATP binding. The record is from RefSeq and is a predicted model, not a curated record.